Molecule: messenger RNA, 1608 nt
Organism: Knipowitschia caucasica
Lineage: Eukaryota; Metazoa; Chordata; Actinopteri; Gobiiformes; Gobiidae
Source: the annotation of a GenBank genome assembly
AUGACUGCUCCAGAGCAGCCUUUAAAACCUACGGAUAUGGACGUGGAGAGCGGCCAGAGAGACUUUUUACAGCAGGAGAACACGAGCUCUCAGGCAACAGAUGCACCAUCUUCAGAGCUGACUGGGUCAGAUGAAUCUGCAAUGAUGCAGAUCCAAAGUCAAGGGAUAAUAACAUCAAAUGGACAGUUUGUACUUCCUCUGCAAAACCUUCAUACACAGCCAAUCUUUGUGACGUCGGGUACUGACACCUCCACCAACUCUGUGCCUAACAUUCAGUAUCAAGUAAUUCCUCAGAUACAGACUGCAGACGGACAGUUGAGCUUCUCCACCUCUGGUGUCGAGGGAGAUGCUUCGGGUCAGAUCCAGAUUUUACCUGACGGCAGUGUGGCAUCAACAAACAUUCUCAACAAUCAGACUCUCAUAUCACAGACUGGAAAUGUUCAGCCGAUCCAGGGGGUUUCUAUUGGUAGCUCCACGUUUAACAGCCAUGCCUUGUCUUCUGAGGCUUCGGAUACGAACAACACUCUGCAGUCAGGCUUCAUCCAAACAAAUUCAGAGCAAAGCACCCAGGUGUCGUCUGCUCAGACCAUCCUCCAGCUGCAGCAGCUGCCUGUGCAGAGCACUAACGGACAGGCGGUGCAGUCUGUGGGUGGAGGACAGGGUCUGCAGAAUGUGCAACUACUCAACCCAGGAACCUUCAUCAUCCAGGCCCAAACAGUCACACCAUCCGGCCAGAUCCAGUGGCAGACAUUUCAGGUGCAGGGAGUGCAGAAUUUGCAGAAUCUCCAGCUGCCAACAACACCGCCACAACAGAUAACACUGGCCCCAGUCCAGACACUCUCCCUGGGGUCCAAUCAAGUGACUAUCCCGAAUCUGCAAACAGUUACUGUUAACUCUGUGACGCAGGAUUCACAGGCCGACAUUCCUGGAGACAUCAGGAUAAAAGAAGAGCCAGACACAGGAGACUGGCAGUUGAGUACUGACUCCACCCUGAACACAAGUGAUCUGUCACAUUUUCACGUCAGGAUGGCAGAGGAGGACGAUCAGCUCGGACAGGAGGGCAAGAGGUUACGUAGAGUGGCGUGCACCUGCCCCAACUGUAAAGACUCUGUGGGAAGGGGAUCAGGCACAGGCAAGAAGAAGACGCACAUCUGCCACAUUGCGGGCUGUGGUAAAGUGUAUGGGAAAACAUCCCACCUGCGUGCACACCUGCGCUGGCAUUCUGGAGAGCGACCUUUUGUCUGCAGCUGGAUGUUCUGUGGGAAGAGGUUCACACGCAGCGACGAGCUCCAAAGACACAGGAGGACACACACAGGAGAAAAGAAGUUUGUCUGUCCGGAAUGUUCCAAGCGUUUCAUGCGGAGCGACCACCUGGCCAAGCACAUUAAAACUCACUCGAAUAAGAAAGGUGUGAACUCUGGCAGUGCGAUCGUGGCCUCGAUGGAGUCUGCGGGUUCCUCAGACAGUAUCAUCACCACAGCAGGUGGCACCACCCUCAUCCUCACCAACAUCCAGCAGGGAUCCAGUGCCGCCCAGGACAUCCUGGCCAACGCAGAGAUCCCGCUCCAGCUCGUCACCACGGUGGCAGCUGCUGAGGUCAUGGAGUGA